Molecule: messenger RNA, 3916 nt
Organism: Struthio camelus australis
Lineage: Eukaryota; Metazoa; Chordata; Aves; Struthioniformes; Struthionidae
Source: RefSeq, a predicted model, not a curated record
GAGGUUCCCGCGAAGGGGAGCAGCGGCGUUAACCCCUGCGCCGCGCCGCGAGUGCCGAACUCCCCCCCGGAGCGGGGCAAGGCCGGGAGCCCUCUGAUGGCUGCAAAAUCCGGGAAAGGUUUAAGAGGCUCCAUCGACGACGUGCUGGGCGACCUCCUCGGAUACGACGAUGAAACCCCUGUUAAAUCUGCCAGAGCUUCCCAGCCGGCCGGGGGCAGCGGUGGGAGAGCCAGGGGCACCGGCUCCCCGGCCAGCAAGAAGUCCCUCCUGGAGGACGAUUUCUUCAGCAAACUCCCUGCCGAGGACAUCGAAGCUGCGGAGGGAUCCGAUGUCUCAGAUGCCGACCCGCAGGCUGUGCUGCAAACCCUGAAGGACAUGGAUGACAUGGAAGCGGAUCUCCUGGGAAUAUCAAAACCCAGUUCGGGGCCAGGGAAAACGACUGUGAAAGGCUCUGAGAAACGCGACCCUGCGGGAGGAGCAGUAAAAACUGUAGGGAAGCUGCAAACUCCUGAGAAAGGGGAGUCUGCACCUGCAAUGGAAAAGAAGCCGCUCUCAUCUCCCCCUGCUACCCGGCAGUACAAGAAAUUUAACUUUGAAGAUUUAGAUGAUCCUUUGGCAGGACUUCUAUCUGAUGAGGAACAAAACGCUCCCAAGAAGCCAGCCCUAUCCAGCACUGAAAAUAGCCCUGUGAAAAAAAUAGAACUGAGCAAAGAGAAAGAGCCUCCCCCACCCCAGCCGCCCCGGCACGCCGCGGCCCCUGUCCGCAGAAGGGAGGAGCUCGUGUUUGAGGACGAUGGCGAUGAGCUGAUGGACGCGCUGGGAUUCGGCAAUAGCCCAAAAGGAGACCCAAAGCAAGGGAGGAAGGGAGAAAAGGACGAGCUCCGUCCAGCCCGCUCCAAGCUGGACGAGUUACUGGGACGAGGCCCCGUGGCCAAAGCCCUGGAGCGGCCGGGCGUGGGAGAGCACAGGGAGUUCAAGCUGGAUCCAAAAUACCAAAAGCAGCCAGAGAAGGAAGAGCCUUGGGACGAGGAGGAUUUCAUCUUUGGGGCGUACCAGCCCACGGUGGCCUCGGCGCCUGAGGGCCGGCCGGCGCGGAGGCAGCCUGCGAGGUACCGCGCUGAGCCCGCGGCCAAACCCGACCCGCCGGACGAGGACAGCUGGCUGAGCGCUGCCCUGUCUCGCAAGAAAGCCCGAGUGCAGGCGAAGGCGCAGGAGAGAGGUGCUGAGCCCUCGGGGACCCCGGGCGAAGGGCUGGAUCCCCGCUUGGCCACUAGCCAGCCAGCCGCCCUCGCAGGCGCACCGUCACAGGCAGCCGCUCCGCAGGACACAGCAGUGAGCGUAGGCGGCUCCAGGUACCCCGUUCCCCACCUCAGCGUGCCGAAACAAGCCCCAGCUCCCCCACCGGAGUCCAGAAAGGAGGAUCCUGCAGGAGCUGCUAGUGCCCUGGCUCCCACAGCCUUAUUCCCAGAACAGCAGGAGACACCGGGCCCUGGCCCACUUGCUCAGGCUGUCGUCCCCAGGAUGCAUCUCUCGGCAGCACCACAGCCACAGGCCGAGCCGCUGGCCCUGGACUUGCUGCACACAAAGGGGCCAGGGGCUCCCAUAGCCCAGCUCUCUGAAGACAGGACAGGCUGUCAGGCAGCACUGCUCAGUGCCCAGGCCCGCAUGGCGGAGCUGGAGAGCCAGGUCCGGACGCUAGAGCUGGAGCGGAUGCAGCAGAAACUGUUGCUGGAGAGUCUCCAGCAGCGACACCAGGAAGACUUGGAUCUCCUUGAGAGUGCGCACAGGAGCCGGGUGAAGGUGGUGGAGGAGACCUACAGGCAGCGGGAGGAGCGGCUGCGGCAGGGGGAGGGGGGCGGGCAGAGCCAGGCCGCGGAGCAGGCGCGGGCAGAGCUGCUGGCGCGGCACCAGCAGCAGCUGACGGCGCUGGAGCAGCAGAGCACAGGGGAGCUGCAGCUCCUGCAGGAGCUGCAGAGGACAUCUGUCCAGGAGAUGCGCAAAGACCACGAAGAGCAGCUCCAGCGGCUGAAGCGGCUGAAAGACCAGGAGAUUGACGCAGUGACCAGCGCCACUUCGCACACCAGGUCUCUGAAUGGCGUCAUCGAGCAGAUGGAGAAGUUCUCUAGCGACCUGCACAACCUCUCACACCGGGUAGAGGCCACGCACCACACCACCUCCCAGGAGCUGGCCAUGGGGGCCCAGCAGCGUGACAAGCAACUCAAGGUGCUCCAGGACAGGCUGUCGCAGCAGCAGAGGGACAUGGAGGAAGAAUCUCGGGUCUCACCUGGAGCCCAUGAGUUGUGUCCAUCUCCCCUCUGCCUCCGGGCCCAGGAGCGGUGGAGGGCAACAGCAGAGCAAUCCAAGGUGGAAUCGCUGCAGCGCUCACUGGAGGAGCAACGGAGAGUCAUGACCCAGCAGCUCUCCAUGGAGCGGGCAGAGCUGGAGAGGGCAAAGAGUGCGUUGCUGGAAGAGCAGAAGUCGGUGAUGCAGAAGUGCUCGGAGGAGCGCCGGAAGCUGGCGGCCGAGUGGGCCGAGUUUCACACCCGGCAGCAGCUGAGCAAGGAACGGCUGGAGCGUGACAUGGACUGGGCCCUGCAGAGGGACUCCCAAAGAGAGGGCACCAUCAUGAGCCUCGCCAAGGAGCAGGCAGAGCUGAAGAUCCGGGGCAGCGAGCUGAAAGCCAAGGAGGAGCAGCUGGCAAGGGACAGGGAGCUGCUGGACCAGGCCUGGCAGGAGCUGAGGCUGGAGAAGGAGAAGGUGAACGGGGCCGCGCUGCGCAUCCGGCAGCGAGUGGAGGAGAUCGAAACCAUGAGCAAGCUCUCAUCCCAGAAGUGUGAGGAAGGAGAGCGAGCACUGCGGGAAGCCCGCAGGGUGGAGUCCGAGCACCAGGCCAGACUGCAGGUCAUGCAGCAGCACCUGGAGCAGCUGAAGCAGCAGGAACAGCAUCUGCAGCAGGAGCGGCUGAGCAUGGCUCUCCAGAGAAGUCAGCUCCAGCAGCUACGCGAGGAGCUGCCGAACAACCCCACCACGGCCCAGGACAUCAGCGCCCCCACCAAGGGCCUCUCCGGCACGCUGUGCUUUCCACCUCCCAUCACGGCAUUCCCCCGGCACAACCCAGGCAGUAGCAGGGACAGCCUGGGCACGGCAGGCCCGUCGGAGCUCUAUGCCAAAUUGCUGCUGCUGAAGCACAGGGCUGAACAGGAUCGUGAUUUCUUGGAAGAUGAGCAGUUCUUCCUGGAGACCCUGAAGAAGUCGUCCUACAACACUUCAUCUCUGUCAGCCUGAGGAGAAGGCAUCCCCACAUCCUCCCUGAGGGACCAGCUGCUGUCUGCCCUCAGGGUAGGCUGCUGUGCCAUACUCAUAGGGGGGUGGAAAAAAAGCAAACAGUAAAUAAUUCCAGUUCUCAGCUGAGAAACUGGCCUUCUUUUCUUUAAAAAAAAAAAAAAAAGCCAUGGUUUGUCUGAUCUCCAUCCUGAGGGCUGCCAGCCACCUUGGCAGAGCUGUGGCUGCAGGACUGCGCUAAUGCAAAGGGUACUGCAAACCUGGAGGAUCAGGCUCCAACGUGGUGUCUCGGCCAGCCCAGCCACAUGGUCGUGGCUCUUGCACAAGUAGCUGCCUCCCACGGGACUGGACUUUUCUCCAGUGGGAGAAGGGAGAUCAUAAAGCCUUUCCACCCUUUGGCCAAAUUUCAAUGCUCAGUAGACUUAAUGCAGCAUGGGACAGAGCUGUUCAGGCCAGGAGAGGAGGUCUCUGCCUCAAGUUUGCACUGAUGUCUGAAAUGCCUGAAUCUUCAUGGGCAGGUCAUCCCCACCAGCACCCUUUGCUGUCUCCACUGCUAUCUCUUCUCCCCAUCAGGGGAAAUGGAUCUGCUUUUGGGGGGCUGCUGAAUUAUGGCGGGGGGCAGACUGGAAUAAAA